AGCUCAUACAACUCCGCUCACAAAUGGCUCUUGCAGAGAAAGUCGACGAGACAGGUCAGGCAGCUCCAGCCGUUGAGGUUACGUCGACCGACCAAUUGGCCGAGCCACCAAGGCCCGCGCCCGCCACCGUUCCUGGUGAUUACCCGCUUGGAAAAGUAAGGGCGUGGUCAACAGUUGCUGGGAGUUUCCUCUUAACAUUUUGCGUUGCUGGCCUUCCCGCAGCAUUCGGUGUAUUCCAGGACUUCUAUACACAAAAGUAUCUGAGCAAUGAGUCUGCCUCUACAAUCAGUUGGAUUGGGAGUAUGCAGCUGUUCAUUGAGAUGGCCUUUGCCCCUGUCGCCGGAGUUCUAUUUGAUGCUAGACAAUUCAGAACUACAGUUGUUGCUGGAUCUGUCUUGACAACAUUCAGCUUUUUCAUGUUGUCUUUGGCAAAGGAGCAUCAAUAUUACCAGAUAUUCUUAUCUCAGGGCAUCGGAAUGGGUCUUGGAUUUGGACUACUUUACCUACCUUGUGCAACUGUGGUAUCUGCGCAUUUUAAGACCCGUAAAGCCUUGGCCUUGGGCAUCGUUUCGUCAAGUGGAUCAUUGGGAGGCAUAGCGUUCUCAAUUAUGCUAAACUAUUUUUUGAAUGGCAGGGUGGGCUUUGCAUGGGGUGUUCGUAUAGCGGCUUUCAUUACCCUGGGAUGCUGUGUACUUGGAAUAAUGCUUAUGGUUGAACCUCCUCGCCCACCCCGACCUGCAAACCAGGCAAACAAGACUUCGCGUGCAUCUGGACUUUGGGAUUUGCCAUAUGUCAUGAUCAUGUGGGGCGCGUUCCUCGCAUCAUUAGCAACAUACUUCCCAAUAUUCUACGUUCAGCUCUUCGCGGUAUUACAUGGGAUUGACCAGACGCUUGCCUUCUAUUCUGUUGCGAUUUUGAAUGCAUCGUGCAUAUUCGGACGAAUUGUUCCAAAUUACUUGGCAGAUAAGUUCGGAGCGAUGAAUGCCUUCAUGGGAUGUCUGGGCCUAUGCGGUCCUGUCACUAUUGCUAUGCUCGCUUGUGGCCAUCCAGUCGGAUUGGUCCUUUUCACAAUAUUUUAUGGCUUCUUCGUUGGUGGAAUAUUGUCCGUCUAUUUGCCCAUGAUUGCAAGCCUGAAGACGAAUCCAGCUAUUAUUGGUAAACGAAUGGGAAUAUCCCUUGUCCCAGUCGGUGUCGCAUAUUUGAUUGGGUCACCAAUCAUUAGUGCAACACUAGGCCCAGAUCUCAUUUGGUGGAAGGGCAUUGCCUUCGCUGCAAUUGUAAUGGUCGUUUCACUUGUGAACCUCAUGACCGUGAAGUGGGUAGUACUCAGAAGAAGGAAUGAAAACCACUAGAUAAUGAACAUGUUUCACCAUUUAAACAGCAUCGUUUUGAACUUUCUUCAGAUUGUUGUACUCCUGACUAUUCGUAACUGUUUUAUUCACGUCUUCGCAUAUACCGUACCAAGUGUUUGCCUCAGUCUCU
This is a messenger RNA of Fomitiporia mediterranea MF3/22, 1482 nucleotides long. Its product is annotated as MFS general substrate transporter. Lineage: Eukaryota; Fungi; Basidiomycota; Agaricomycetes; Hymenochaetales; Hymenochaetaceae. Gene Ontology annotation, biological process: transmembrane transport. Gene Ontology annotation, cellular component: fungal-type vacuole membrane. Bases 24 to 1352 code for a protein of 442 amino acids. The record is from RefSeq and is a predicted model, not a curated record. Gene Ontology annotation, molecular function: transmembrane transporter activity. The transcript is spliced from 13 exons.